AUGAGGAUUCCUCCUGCGAUUUUCCACGAUAUAUUAACCUUACAAGAGAACACCACUGGAAACAUCAUAAACAAUGAUCUAGAUAUAAAAUUCAAUAAGACACGAAGAUCCAAAAAAUCGUAUAGAUCCACUUCGUCAUCUUCAGGCAGUAAACAAGUUAAAAGCAGCAAAGAUUCUCAAAGCGGUGAGUCACUGGAACUGGACUCUAUCACAUCUUCAUCACAAUCCGGCGAGAAGAAGGACAGACCAAAGUCCAGUCUGGAGAGGAAGCGUUGGAGAAAAUGGCAUCGCAAAUGCCACCCGUGUCCAGAAGAUAUGGCGAUGAAGUGGAGGGACCCUGGGAUCAAAUGGAUUUGCGGGGCGUACCAGAGAGCCAGGAGGAGUUUCAAGAGUCUGUGUAUGAUGCACUUCAGGAACUGCCAAGAUGGGACUAUGUUCACCAAGAUAGCCGACCACCGUUGUAAGAACGACACACAAAACUCCAGCAAACCACACGGCGAUCACUUCUUUUACGACUACAAGGUGCGCCUCUCAGGGGAAUCCUCUAGAGACAGCCUCACCAGCUCCAUCUCCAGUGAUAGGGAUGACAGCAAGGACAUAUACUCUUACGUCGACGAUGUUGGAAAUUAA
Messenger RNA from Amyelois transitella, 630 nucleotides. RefSeq lists its product as uncharacterized. The record is from RefSeq and is a predicted model, not a curated record. The transcript is spliced from 5 exons. Lineage: Eukaryota; Metazoa; Arthropoda; Insecta; Lepidoptera; Pyralidae. Bases 1 to 630 code for a protein of 209 amino acids.